AUGGCCGACAACGAGGUGAGCGCGCACAUCGAACAGCGAAUUGUCAUCGAGUUUCUCGUCAAUGAAGGCGUAAAGUCAUCUGAAAUUCACAGAAGACUUCAGGCUCAGUAUGGCCACGAUACACUUAGCCACAGCAAAGCGUUUGAGUGGUGCAAACGAUUUCGAGACGGCCGUACAUCAGUGCAGGAAGAUCCCGGCAGGGGCGGCACAGAGCCCAGUGUCAGAGUUCCUGAGAACAUCCAACUUGUCGAGCGCCUGACCCUCAAGGACCGACGGAUAACAUGUCUCGAACUGGCUCGAAAGACGGACCUUUCUGUGGGAACGUUGAACACUAUCAUUCAUGAACACCUCCAGUUUCGGAAAGUUAGUUCCCGUUGGGUCCUGAGGCAGCUCUCCGUGUUUGACCGGCAGAGAAGACUGGAGGGAAGAAGACAGGGAAGACUGGAGCUCUCCCAAGAGCUAAGGUACCGUUUCGACACUGGAGGGCAGCCGUUCCUUGAUCGGAUCAUCAUGUGCGAUGAAACAUGGGUGCACCAUUUCACUCCUGAGUCUAAAGGCGCAUCAAAACAGUGA
Molecule: messenger RNA, 573 nt
Organism: Ornithodoros turicata
Lineage: Eukaryota; Metazoa; Arthropoda; Arachnida; Ixodida; Argasidae
Product: protein GVQW3-like
Exons: 1
Coding region: 1-573 (190 amino acids)
Source: RefSeq, a predicted model, not a curated record